Messenger RNA from Ectocarpus sp. CCAP 1310/34, 780 nucleotides. NCBI's taxonomy places the organism in Eukaryota, Phaeophyceae, Ectocarpales, Ectocarpaceae. The record is from the annotation of a GenBank genome assembly.
AUGACUUCCUGGCACGAGAAGGAAGAAGGGGCCAGCCGACAACAAGCGCUCAAACGGAACCACAAGCCACCAACCAAUGGGGCGGGAGGUGGGCAGGAGGCGGGCGAGACGGCGAGGGAGGAAAGCAAACGAGAAGAGACGGACCGAGUGGCGCAAUACGUGCCGGAUUGAAUUUCUGCGAGCCAAUUUCCCCCCCCCCCAACGCUGCACCAUUGCACCAACCCCCCACUAGUGAUGACGUACCAUUACAAUGUAUCGCUGGUUGGUGACCAUGUUUGCGUGUUUGCUUGUCGUUAGUGGUCUCUCCACCGUGUGCCUUUUUCUGUCUCGUAUUUCUUGUUAUUUUCGGCCUGGUCCCUUUUUGUCCUAGCUCUUUUUCAUUCUAUUUUCUCUUUCUGUAAUAGUCGUUUCGGUGGCUACACAGGUGGCCAUAUCUCGGCGAGUGCAGAGGUACAAGCUCGCAUUGCGCGGGCGUCAAGACGCCGAAAACAGGCGAACAAGAUCGACCUCGGACCAGUCAACGCCAAUGAUAUGGGGAUGGAGUGUAGACGCAUCGUAGAACGCGUUUUCGUUUGAAGUUGACGUCUUGUUUGAGAGUAGAUGUGACAGAUUUGCGUAGAAUAGGGUAAGAUGUUAUCAUGAACGGAGAUGAAAGGGCUUUUCCAACACGGAGAUGUAGCAUGGAUCAAAGCAUUUGUUGGAUUUCAGCUUUUACAAGCGGACAUCAACGCAGUAGUAUUUUAGCAAGCUUACGAACGCAUAUAGGAUACCAUCAGGAUU